AUGGAAAAUAGAGAACGGAAGAUUAUGGUAGCUGUUGACGAAAGUGAAGAAAGCAUGUACGCACUUUCAUGGUCCAUCUCCAACCUUAUUUCUGAUACCAACAACAAUAGCAAGCUUGUUCUUCUUUAUGUCAAACCACCUUCUGCUGUCUACUCACUGGAUUCCCAAGGGUAUAUAUUUUCCAGUGAGGCAAUUGAUGCUUUGGAAAGAUACAGUACAGAGUUAGCUAAAUCAGUGAUGAAAAGAGCUGAAGCUAUUUGCAGAAACUUUGAUGCUGCUAGUAUAAAUAUUGAGAAAGUAGUUGGAACUGGGGAAGCCAAAAGUGUUAUAUGCAACGCAGCAAAGAAACUAGAGGUUGACACCUUAGUUAUGGGAAGUCAUGGAUAUGGAUUCAUUAAAAGGACACUACUUGGAAGUGUGAGUGAUUACUGUGCUAAGAAUGCUAAAUGUCCUGUUGUAAUUGUGAAGCAACCGUAG
Lathyrus sativus (Indian pea) is the source of this 477-nucleotide messenger RNA. Lineage: Eukaryota; Viridiplantae; Streptophyta; Magnoliopsida; Fabales; Fabaceae. The record is from the annotation of a GenBank genome assembly.